GUACCUCCUGAUGGAAGCCAACCAGCUCUGAUCCACAGUCAGCUUCUACCCGGGAGAACAUUGUUCACAGGUUAUCCGGGUCUCUAUCGGGGGGUUAAUCCGUCUGAAGACGCGCAGGAAGCGGACCGCUGCUGCUGCGGAGAUCCGCAGAUGAAGGCGAGCGAACAGCGGCUGGUUGAGGCGCACAUUGCGUCAUCAGCGUCAUCCAGGGCUGGAUGAGCAGCAGGCUGAUCCUGGAGCAACAACAGCCUCACUGCUUCCCUCCAUCUCCUGCGCUGCUUUCUGCUCAGGUCACGUUUGAUUUCUGCAACAUUUGGGCUCCAGGUUAUCUUCCAGGUCGUCUUCCAGGUCCUCCUCCAGGUCCUCCUCAGCAGGAGCUUCCACUCUGCUCCCAGGUGCUUCAGAAGGGUCUUCACGCCUCCUCCCCCUCUGCAUCAGGAGCAGAGGAAGAGGAGGGCGGACCACACCCAGAGUCCCAGCAGCUUCAUCCUCCUCUUCCUCCCUCAGCCUGGAGGUGUUCAGUCGGAGCGGAGAGCGUUGGUGUGACUCCUCCAAAGUGAGCCAGGAUGCUCCUGCUGCCUGUGACCCUCCUUGCUCUCCAAGCGACUCUGUGCCAUGCAGCCUGCGUGGAGGUGGACUCUGACACGGAGGCCGUGGCUAACGAGGGCUUCAGGCUGGGAUGCAUUUCCUGCAAGAUGAGAGGCGAAGUUCCCGCCAUCGCCGUCGUUAACUGGUUCUUCAAGGGUUCAGAGGACAAAGAUUUCAAUCCUUUGUACAUGUAUGAGAACAAGCAGGGCGAGGUCCUGGACCCUCGCUUCUAUGAGCGUCUGGACUGGAGCGGCAGCAAGCACACCCUGGACCUGCAGGACGGCUCCAUCUACAUCCUCAAUGUCACCUUCAACGACACGGGGACCUACCGCUGCACCUUCGAGCGCAAACUCCUGUACUCCAACUACGAGUUUGAAGUCAACACCACCAGGGUGAUCCACCUCAACGUGGUUCCCAAACUCACCAGAGGAAUGGCGUCCAUCCUGUCUGAGGUGAUGAUGUACGUCUCCAUCAUCGGGCUGCAGUUCUGGCUGGUCGUUGAGAUGAUUUACUGCUACAGGAAGAUCUCAGCGGCCGGAGAAGAAGCUCUGAGGGAGAGCGAGGCCGAGUAUUUAGCCAUCGCUUCAGAGAGCAAAGACAACUGUGCAGGAGUCCAGGUGGCAGAAUAAUCCUGGUUACAGAAGGAGGCCCCUCCCUGAGGAACCCGCCUCCUACAGCCUCCCCUCCUCCUCCCUACAUGAUAGAAAUCCUGAUACCUGGAAGCAGAAACAGACUCAGCUUGAAGAAGCUGCUGAGCUGCGAGGAGCAGAAGGAAGCAUGAAGUUCCCCAGGAGGAGAUCUGAGGACUGCGUCCCGCUGGGUUCCCCAUCCCUGCAUGCUGAGGAGCAUCGCUCAUGUUCUCUCACUUUUCUUCACGGACCAGUUGUUCAUCUGCAGGUUUAAGUUUCUGUCAGGAAAAUUCAAGGAUGAGAUUUAAAACUAAAGCAACAACAAAUCAGAAAACAAACAUCUUGUUGGAGAGCAGGGCUGCAGCAGCUUCCUGCCAGAAGUUCAGAACUUCUCCCUGAAAGUCUUUCAUAUAAAAAACAAAAUAAUCCUGGUUUGGAUUUUUUCUGCAGGUUUUCCUUUAAAAAGGAGAGAGAAGAAAAAAUCCCUAAAAAGUAGAGAAAUCGCUCCAUUAAUCACCAUCAAAGCAAAACGCCUCUGCAUGUUCAUCUAAGGUGCUGCAGCAGCGACACCCAGUGGACAAAUAAAUCAAUGAACAAUAAUUGGAAGCUUCAGUCGACAGAACAAACAGUUCCUGCAUCUUCAAAACAUUGAAUUUAUUUAGAGAAAUUAAGUUGAUGGAG
Messenger RNA from Cyprinodon tularosa, 1898 nucleotides. RefSeq names its product sodium channel, voltage-gated, type I, beta a (gene scn1ba). Gene Ontology annotation, molecular function: sodium channel regulator activity. The coding region runs from base 567 to 1217 and encodes 216 amino acids. Gene Ontology annotation, cellular component: voltage-gated sodium channel complex. Gene Ontology annotation, biological process: cardiac muscle cell action potential involved in contraction; sodium ion transport; regulation of heart rate by cardiac conduction. Lineage: Eukaryota; Metazoa; Chordata; Actinopteri; Cyprinodontiformes; Cyprinodontidae. The transcript is spliced from 6 exons. The record is from RefSeq and is a predicted model, not a curated record.